This is a messenger RNA of Telopea speciosissima, 1587 nucleotides long. Its product is annotated as sphingoid long-chain bases kinase 2, mitochondrial. Gene Ontology annotation, biological process: protein insertion into mitochondrial inner membrane; phospholipid biosynthetic process; phosphorylation. The transcript is spliced from 12 exons. The coding region runs from base 91 to 1125 and encodes 344 amino acids. The record is from RefSeq and is a predicted model, not a curated record. Gene Ontology annotation, molecular function: kinase activity; ATP binding. Gene Ontology annotation, cellular component: TIM22 mitochondrial import inner membrane insertion complex. Lineage: Eukaryota; Viridiplantae; Streptophyta; Magnoliopsida; Proteales; Proteaceae.
GAAGAAGCAAAUCAAGCAAUAAAAUACACCUUCCAAGACCGAAGUGGCAGAGAGGAAUUUUUGACGGUUCAUAGGGCAGUGGUCGUAGCAAUGGCGCAACCCUCGUUUCUCAGGGCCGAUUAUUCCAUGGUGCCGGAUCUCCCACUGGACCCUUCGGGUUACAGGAAAGCCUCCACAUGCGGACGCGAUCUCGUUUUCGUCGUCAAUCCCAGAGGUGCCAAUGGCAGGACAGGUAAAGAAUGGAAGAAAUUACUGCCUUAUCUCAGGUCUCGUCUCGGUAUUGACUGCAACGUAUGUGAAUCUCUGACUUCAGGUCCUUCACAUGCCAUUGACAUAACUAGGGAGGCUAUACGGGAGGGUGCUGAUGCUGUGAUAGCAGUUGGUGGUGAUGGUACUCUUCAUGAGGUUGUGAAUGGCUUCUUCUGGGCAGGGAAACCUGUUUGUGCUCAAAACCGGGGUCCUACACAUACGACUGCUCUUGGUCUCAUUCCCUUGGGUACUGGAUCUGAUUUUGCUAGGACAUUUGGCUGGAAAAAUGACCCUCGUGAAGCUGUUGAGCGCAUAGCAAAAGGGUUGAAAUCUCGUGUAGAUGUUGGCGUUAUUAGUAAAGGAAGUGGCGAACCCCAUUAUUUUAUAAAUGAUGCUGAUAUUCAUUUGAGCGCAAAGGCAGGCUACUAUGCUUCUAAGUACAAAAGAUUUGGAAGUCUAUGUUACGUUUUUGGUACUUUGAGAAGCUUUAUUGGGCACAAUAAUCAGGAUCUCAAGAUUAGGAUCAAUGGGGGAGAGUGGGAAAUGUUUCCUAACGUAACAGCCCUUUGCAUUGGCAAUGGAAAAUUCUUUGGUGGUGGCAUGAAGAUAACCCCAAACGCAGACCCUCGCAAUGGAAAUUUUGAGGUUGUCAUUCUCAAGGACUUUAAAUGGUAUGAUUUUAUUGUUAAACUGCAUAAGCUGUACAAGGGGAGACACCUCUCAGAGAAAAAUGUGUAUUCAAGAAGUGCACUGACUAUUGAAGUCGAGGAAAUUGUAGGCAGCAAUAGCAUCUACGUGCAGUCUGAUGGGGAACAUCUAGGGUUUCUUCCAAUGAAGUUUAGCAUUUUACCCGCUGCAAUUGAGAUGCUGUGCUAAUUAUCAGUCGUGAAGACAAUUGCAUUGACUGGGUAGUCAUUCUCCCUUCUUGUCUUGAGAGUUAUACAUCUGUAACAUGGACACUGAUCUUUGUGCUAGUACAUUGCUGAGUAGAUGGGUUCGGUGUUCCAGAGUGUUUCUUCAAUGUGCAGGUGGCUGCUAUACUAUUUUUACCAUGAGAAAUGAAGAUGAAGUAAAGGAAAAUCCGAAAAUACAAGAAACUGGACUAAACGAAAAGGGCUGCUACUAAUCAGAUUUCUGAUUCCUGUUUCUCAGUUCUCUUUUCUUCAAGGGUUCUGCUAGCACAGCAAUGAUUCUGAAGCAUCCUCACUGACCUAUCUUAACUGGGCUCGUGGGAUCUUAGGUAUUGAGAAGAUGGGAACCAAAUUAUGAGCUGUACCCAUGUCCGCUACAUCAUGUAAGCCAAUAAGAGUGCAAGAAAUUGAAUAUUUUCCACACCCA